AUGAUGUAUCCACAAGUCCUCGUUUCAGGCCUCUUAAUCCUUCUCCCAGUGGCUGUGGAUUCUUUCCCAGAAGUCCCUGGAGUGGUGGGCCACCCUGUGACACUGCCAUGUUCUUAUCCAGUGUCUGAUGGGAUCUCCUCCAUGUGUUGGGGCCGAGGGGAAUGUGGGGAUACAUGUGGACAAACACUCAUCUGGACCGAUGGACACAGAGUCUACUAUCGGAUAGACCAUCGCUACCAGCUGAAGGGGCAGCUUCUUCAAGGAGAUGUGUCCUUGACCAUAGAGAACGCCACUGAGAGGGACAGUGGGCUCUACUGCUGUCGAGUGGAGAAGGGAUGGAAUGGCGUACAGAGACUGACGGCCUCACUGCAAGUUCAGCCGGUUUAUCCUGAAACUGUGACAUCUGCACACCGCCCUUGGAAUAAUCACACUAAAGUGGUCCCCACACCGCACCCCUUGACGAUCCCCACUAAGGGCCUCUACAUCGGAAUCUCCGUGUCUGUUGGGCUGUUGCUUCUCACGGGCAUCCUGAUCAUCUUAAAGUGCAGACACACGAGAAAGAAGAGGAAGCCAGAGGUCAACUCUCUUUUCAGCUCAGUCGUCUUCCAUGCUUAUAUGAAUGAAGCUUUCGAAAGUACACUGCAACUCCCCACCGAAGAUAUAGUCUACACGAUUGAAGACAAUUUCUAUGCCAGGAUAAACUCCCAGUGGCCCUCUAAGUUGACAACAUUCCAAGUCUGCAGAUGA
Molecule: messenger RNA, 747 nt
Organism: Chionomys nivalis (European snow vole)
Lineage: Eukaryota; Metazoa; Chordata; Mammalia; Rodentia; Cricetidae
Product: hepatitis A virus cellular receptor 1 homolog
Exons: 6
Coding region: 1-747 (248 amino acids)
Biological process (GO): positive regulation of mast cell activation; phagocytosis, engulfment
Cellular component (GO): cell surface
Molecular function (GO): phosphatidylserine binding; virus receptor activity
Source: RefSeq, a predicted model, not a curated record